AUGGGCCUCCAGCUCGCCCAUCUGAUCCGUCAGCUGUGUGACCCUGCUCUGCACCAAUCACGAAGGGUAGUUGGAGAUCUUGAUCUUCUUUGUGAUGAAGACAAGAAGCUUUUAUGGAAAUGGAAUGGCUCUAGACCCAGGAAGACCAAUGCUUGCAUCACUGAUCUCUUCGCCUAUCAAGCCAGGAGACGCGGUCCCUAUUGCGCUGUGCACGCAUGGGACGGAGAGCUGAGUUACGCUCAGCUUGAUGAAAUGUCAACCCAACUAGCGGCAUGGCUCAUCCAUAUUGACGUUGCAGGCCCGCGGCGCAUCGUCCCUAUUUGUUUUGACAAAACGAUGUGGACGACCAUCACCCUCUUAGCCGUCGCAAAGGCGGGAGGUGUCUUCAUAAUGCUGGACCCCCAUCAGCCUUUUGGUCGCUUGAAGAGUAUCAUGCAGCAGAUUCAAUCAACCACAAUUCUUGCGCGGCAUGAUACGGCCAAGCUGGCUCGGUCCUUGGCUGAAAGUGUCAUAGUCGUGGAUGAAGACCUUCUACAACAUAACAGUGAUAUCUCGUCCGUUGAGAUCCCAGCCUUAUGCGGCAAAAUUUCUCCCUCCGACCGGCUAUACAUCGUUUUCACAUCUGGUAGCACCGGACUUCCUAAAGGUGUCACCAUCUCGCAUGCAAAUCUCUGUACUGGAGUCGGACACCAGGCAAGGGCGAUAGGUUUUGAUACUGGAGUUCGCACCUUUGACUCUUCGUCAUACAGCUUCGACGCCUAUGUCUUUAACACUUUCCAUACUCUCCUCACCGGUGGAUGUCUGUGUGUCCCAUCAGAUGACGACCGCAUCAACAACUUGCAAUCGGCACUGCAAUCGAUGGAGGUCGAGUUUGUGCAGCUCACCCCUUCUACCUCCCGUCUUCUAGACCCGAGCAAGCUCCCGCGUCUACGCACGCUCCUCCUCACAGGAGAGAAGAUUAACCGCAAUGUGCUUGAGCCAUGGCUAGAGACUGCGGGCCGAGUGCGCGUCAUUAACGCCUACGGGCCAUCUGAGUGCACAAUAAUGUGCGCGGCAAACCGCAAUAUCAACUGUAUCGAAGACGCUGAGAGCGUCGGAUUCCCACUGGGUGCAAAUCUUUGGAUUGCUGAUGUUCACAACAUCCAUCGUUUGGCACCAGUGGGUGCAGUAGGCGAGCUGCUUAUAGACGGCCCCAUUAUUGGCCAAGGCUAUUUCAGGGAUGAGAGCAAAACUCAAGAGUCGCUUGUCGAUAUACCCGGUGGUUAUUUACCAGGUAUCGCGUUAGCCCCGGAAGUUCCAAUCUUUCGUACGCGGGAUCUGGCAAGGUAUAAUGCAGAUGGAUCGAUCUCAUUCAUUGCUCGUGCCGACACGCAAAUCAAAAUCAACGGGCAGCGAGUUGAGAUUGGCGAGGUCGAAUAUCAUGUUGGUCAAUGCCUCCCAGAAGGUGUCGAUGCCAUCGUGGAUGCCGUGGAGUGGCCAUCAGGUCAGAAACAACUGCUCGCGUUCAUCUACUUGGGGCAGGACGACGGACUGCAGCUUUUACAGUUGAUCGAUAAACUGGACGAUAAAUUAUCAGAUCGAUUGCCUCAAUUCAUGAUCCCAUCCGCAUAUUUCCCACUGCGCACGAUCCCAAUGACGGCGACUGGCAAGACAGAUCGCAAGGCCCUUCGGCGAAUGGCACUGGUGGCACCCGAUCAGCUUAUGAACGUUCACACUCUACCGGAAACUGGUGAAACGUUACCGGCCCAAGAUCUAGAUCGAUCUAUGAACCCCGUGGAAAUGACAUUAAAAUGGCUCUGGGAGGAGGUACUGAACCUGAAUAAAGAUGCGCCCCCCAGUCUCGGUGAUAAUUUCUUUGCUCGAGGAGGUGACUCGCUAGCAGCGAUGAGACUUGUCACUGCCUUGCGCCGAGAAGGAUACAGUAAUAUCAACGUCGCAGACGUUUUUCAACAUCCACGUCUUUUUGAUAUGGCAUUAGUGAUGGAAAAGGGCCUUGGACAGUCUUUAGCCGUGCAAGAUGCGAUGCCGACGCCAUCAACACCGUUUUCUAUGCUACUUGGUGACACUCCCAGCGCGAAGUUGGUCGAUUUAGCUUGUGAAAAGGCCUCUAAGAUCUGUAAAUGCGAGGCGGUCGAGAUCGAAGACAUUUUCCCGUGCUCCGCUAUUCAAGAGGAGAUGGUCACAUUGGGGUCUCGUAACCCGAAAGACUUCGUCACCCAGGCCGUCUUCCCUUUGCCUCCAGGUGUUGAUCUAUUUCGAUUCCAACGUUCUUGGGAGAAAGUCACACAGUCGGUUCCCAUCGUCCGUACUCGUAUUGUUGAUACGAAAAUGGCCAUCGGUGAUAUUGCGGCCGACUAUGAUCAUGCCUUCUCCCAGGUCAUCGUCAGUGGCGACGUGCCGUGGACUGAAUACUCCGACCUUGACAAGUGCUUGCAAGCCGAGAGAGGAAAUGGCAUGGGACUGGGGGAGCCUUUGAUGCGACUCGGGAUUGUCGGAAAAGACAAGUCGAAGGAACAACAGUCCUUACGCCUUCAGGCAGUUCUUACCAUGCAUCACGCUGUCUAUGAUGGCUGGUCAAUGGAUCUCCUAGGCAAAAAGAUAGCCCGGGAGUACUAUGGUUGUGAAGUGUCGAGAGUAUUGGACGACAGUAUACUCCCGUAUCGAAACUUCAUUCAGCAUCUGAACUCUUUGGACCAUGACGUGGCCUCGCGGUUCUGGACUCGAUAUCUGAAGGACAUUCAUUUGCGCCCGUUUCCCAUUCUUCCGAUACCAAAUUACAGGCCAAAUGCCACAGCUUUGCAUAGCCACGUUAUAUCUGGAAUCGAAUGGACCAAGGCUACGGGCAUCACCGCGAGCAUCAUCGUACAAACUGCCUGGGGAAUGGUAUUGUCUAAGCACUCCUGUGCCAGCGAGGUAGUCUUUGGAGCGACGCUACUUGGCCGCCAAAUCCCCUUGGCUGGAAUCGAGCGAAUCGGAGGGCCGAUCAUUGCAACAGUCCCCAUGCGAGUCGUCGUGGACUGGGAUGGACAGAGUGCGCGUGAUAUCCUGCAGCGCAUGCAGGACCAGGCUGCGGAGAUGAUCCCAUUCGUCCAUCAUGGAAUCAAGCGCAUUCCCGGUGUCUCAGUCGGAGAUUCGAUCACCAGAACCCCCCUGUUUGAUCUGGGUGAUGGUCGAGACGAUAUCCAAGCCUUCAACACAUAUGCCAUCAUGGUUGAUUGUGUACUCGCUCGCGAUGGUUUACAUCUCCGUGCGAGCUUUGACGAGACAGUUCUCGGGAAGAAUAAAGUCCAGCAGAUGCUACGCGAUAUGGAGCAUGUUGUGAGGUCUCUCAUAUCCGAGUCUGAGAAGCCCAACAAGCUGCGGGAGAUGGGUGUCUUGACAGAGGAGGAACAUGCUCAGAUUGUCGAUUUCAAUCAAAAGGGACAGAUCUUCCAGAUGAUUGAGAUUGAAUCAUAUAUCAAAAAAUCCCUUCCUGAACAGGUAGUAGAUGCCGCGGUCGAUGUUGUCGAGCUUCCAACUCUCUCGAAGCAGCUGAUGGCAUUUGUCUGCCUCGCACAAUGUGAUGAAGACAGAUCUUCUCAAUCCGACACAAUCCUCUCUAAUCUUAUGGAAUUACUGGGUGAAAGGUUUCCUUCUCAUAUGAAACCCUCUUGUUUCCUUCCUCUUUCUAAAAUGCCAAGAUUGGAAUCAGGGGGUGUUGACCGUGAGGAACUGAGACACAUCGCACAACGGACACCGACAGACAAACUAGUGAAUCGCUCGACUCUGAUCUCGCUUGCGGCAAGCAACAAUGAUCCCCCAAGAACCCAAAAUGAGAUUCUCCUUCAAGGCCUGUGGGCAUCUACAUUGGGAGUGGAAAAGUCCUUGAUCAAGAGAAACACUUCCUUCCUCGCCCUCGGAGGCGAUUCUUUGAAAGCUAUGCAACUUGUCGCUGCCACCAGGGAGGCAGGAUUUACGCUUUCAGUUGCCAAAGUUUUACGCACCCCUCGCCUGUCAGCUAUGGCUGCACAAACCCUGAAAACACCUGCAGGAACACUGUCUUCGCUCACAGAUAGCGUCAAACCAUUCUCACUGCUUGGACAGAAUGUGACCAGAGAAUCUCUUGCAAUAGCCUGCAAUCUUCGGCCAGAAGACAUUGAAGAUGCUUAUCCGUGCUCACCAAUCCAGGAUAUGAUGCUGGUGCAUACUGCUCGGCGGGCGGGUGAGUUUGUCUCACGGGGCUACAUUCAUCUUCCAGCCCACGUUGAUAUUGCGCGACUGAAAGCAGCGUGGUUUGAGGCGAUUGCUGCGAACCCAAUCCUCCGCACGCGCAUCGUGGAGUUUGCAGGUCAAGGGCUAUUGCAGAUUGUGACAAAGCGUUCUCCUGUGUGGAUGGAGUAUGAUACCAUGGAGGAGGUACAGCAACUUCCUGUCGGUCUAGGAGAGCACCUACUCUGGUUCGCACUUGUGAGAUCUCAACAUGAUAUUGCGAUGGCAGAUUGUGAUGUCAGCCCCUGUGAUGAUGCCUCUGCACAAACUGCUGGAAAGGCGUCCAAAAAGAGAUCCUCAAACGCCACUCUAGUCAUGACUAUCCACCAUGGUGUCUAUGAUCGAUGGUCUGCUUCACUCAUUAUGAGGAUGGUUGAGUCCAUAUACCGUGGAGAAUCUGUCACACCCAAUCUGCUUCCAUACAACCACUUCAUCCAAUACCUUGCAAAGAACGUCCACACGGAAGAGUGUCAACAAUUUUGGGAGAAUUAUUUGGCAGAUUGCAACGUACCACAGUUCCCCGUUCUACCAAAUCCUCAAUACCGGCCAACAACCACAAGCAUCCGGAAGCGGAGACUUGAUUCCAUCGCAUGGCCUAUGGAAUUUACUCCGGCUACGGUAUUGAAAGCGAGCUGGGCCAUCCUGGUCUCUCAAUUCUGCAAUUUUGGUGAUGUUGUCUUUGGAUCCACUGUCAUGGGCAGACAAGCACCCCUUGCUGGAGUCGAGCGUAUCGCCGGUCCAACUAUUGCCACCGUCCCAAUUCGGGUGAAGAUAGACUGGGGCUCGGCGGGACUGCAAACGCUACUUCAAAAUAUACAGUCAGACGCGACUGGCAUGAUUCCAUUCGAACAGUAUGGUAUUGGUCGUAUACAACGACUUAAUCCAAUUGCCCAGCAGGCUUGCCAGUUUCAGUCUUUGCUUGUCAUUCAGCCACCAGAAGAUGUUGGCGCUGAUGAAAACACCAUCCUGAGGCUGCAACUCGGGGACGACGAUCUGAAAGGAGGGACCUACGCUCUUGUCUUGGAAUGUGUCUUGGACGACCCUUCGUCUUCUUCAGCGGGUGGGGUCUCGGUGCAUUUGAGCUUUGACGAGCAUGUCGUUGACCUCGACCAAGCAGAAAGAAUGCUAAAUCAGUUCGGACAUGUUCUCCAAGAUAUCUGCAAGCCUAGUGAGGCCAUGGAUGAAAGAUUGCUGUCGCAGCUUGAUUUGCUUUCGCACGUUGACAGACUACGGAUCUCGUCAUGGAAUGCCACAGUCCCACCGAAUAUUAAUCGCCGUGUGGAUCACUUGAUAGCCGAGCGUGUAGAAGCCUAUCCAGAUGCGCCAGCAAUCUGUGCCUGGGACGGCGAGCUGACAUACCGUCAAUUCUACGAGAAGGCUCGCCUGUUGGCCUACUGGCUCGUCGUUGACCAAGGCAUCGGGCCUGAGGUAGCAGUUCCUAUUUGUUGUGCGAAGAGCAUGUGGACACCUGUGACAAUGCUGGCUGUUAUAAUAGCAGGUGGAUGUGUUGCGACCAUGGAUCCGUCGCAAGCAGUAGACCGUCUACGCUCUAUUACUUCGCAGCUCAGCCCACGGCUGGUUCUUUCGUCAGACCCGACGAAGACCAUUGCCGAGCAGUUGUCUGAAGCCGUCGUGCAUGUCGUGGAUGAACGGCUGUUGCAUGGCAUUAUGGGACCUGACCUUGCCAAGGAUGACUCCUGGAUCCCCAUUAUUUCACCCGACAAUGCAGUCUAUGUGACAUUCACGUCUGGUAGUACCGGAGCGCCCAAGGGAGCUGUCAUCACACACGCCAAUGCCUGCAGCGCGAUGACCUACGUUGACCCCUUCAUUGGAUUCGACAAGACAACCCGUGUCCUGGAUCUGUCAUCAUACAGUUUUGAUAUGAUUUGGUAUGAUUUUCUUCACACGUUCUAUGCCGGCGGUUGCCUUUGCGUUCCAUCCGAUGACCAGCGCCAGAACAAUAUCAUCGGCGCUAUCCACGACCUGCGCGUCAACUAUCUUGACAUGACGCCUUCUUUGGCCCGAACUCUGGAUCCAACUUCGCUCCCCAUGAUCAGAAAGAUUACGCUCGGGGGUGAAGCCGUCCAAAUGGACGACGUUACCAGAUGGGGACCGGAGGUGGAGAUCCGCAAUUCGUAUGGUCCAUCCGAGUGCACGGUGUCCAGUACAGUCGCUCGCUAUGGAACGGAUUUUACGACCAGUGUCAACAUUGGCCCUCCACGGGGAUUGAAUGCUUGGGUCGUCAGCUGCCUUCAACCAGACAAACUGGUUCCUAUCGGGGCGGUUGGCGAGCUUGUCCUCGAAGGUCCAUUAGUGGGACGAGGAUACAUCAACAAUCCUGAUAAAACAGCCGCUGCGUUCAUUACCUCCCCCGUAUGGCUCCGAUGUGGAGGAGAAGCACUUGCCUCACGCUUGGAGGGUCGAUUCUACCGGACGGGCGACUUGGUGAGAUCCAAUAAUGAAGGGAUAUUGACUUAUAUCGGCCGCAUUGAUACUCAAGUCAAGCUUCGUGGACAGCGUGUGGAGCUCGAAGAAGUCGAGUACCAUGUUCGAAAACUUCUUCCAGAUUCUUUAUACGCAGUUGCAGCUGAAGUAAUCGAGAUAUCGAGCUUGCAAGACUCGGCUCACAAGUCCCAGCGAUUGGUCGUGUUUGUCUCGCCCACUGAUUCAAGCGACAGCAACAAGAGCCUUUCUCUAGAAGAACCUAUUCCAUUAUCUCCAGAGAUAGUCCAUGGCUUGACCAGGAAACUUACACAAAUCCUUCCUCUCUACAUGAUACCAACCGCUUUUAUGGUACUGCAGCAACUCCCUUUGUCGUCUGCAGGAAAGCUCAACCGCAAGAAACUGCAAGAAAUUGGCGCACGCGCACACUUGGAUACUAUGCACCAGAGAGGACCAAUGGAAGAGCCCAAAACAGACCAAGAGAGGGCCCUGAGGAAGUUGUGGUCAGAUGUACUUGAUAUAUCACCGGACUUGAUCAGCCGUCAAGAUAGCUUCCUUGAACUUGGAGGUGAUUCGAUCACUGCGAUCCGUCUUGUUGGAGCUGCACGAGCUAAUGAUCUGCCCCUAUCGGUCUCUGUCAUCUUCCAACAUCCGAUUCUCGAACGAAUGGCAAACAAGAUUACCACCACGAACGCUAUUUUGAAGACCAAUGAACAUGUCUCUGCCUCUUGUUCCACAAUCAAAUUGCUCCCGAACAUCGCCGAGAUUGCAAAGAAGAUAGGAUUCACGGAUGAUUUGAUUGCAGAUAUCCUCCCCGUCACAGAAUUUCAGCGCUAUGCCGUUCACUGCGCCUUCCAAAAGCCUCGUACAGAGUGGAAUUACAUGACCAUGUCUUUCAAGGAUGCAUCCGCUGCUCCUAGACUAAGUGCUGUCUGCAAAAAACUUGUCUCGUCACUCGAGAUUCUGAGGGUUGUUUUUAUGCCUUAUUCCUAUGAAGGCGAGUUUGUCCAACUCAUCUUGAACAACUCGGAACCCAAUAUUCAUAUCCAUUACACUCGAGACAAGUCUUUGGACCAGGCAGUCGAGGAGGUUUGCGAGAACGACCUCCGGGGGGACAUUCAACCCGGCUCGGUCUUCGUGAACUUCUUUAUCCUCCAAUCAGAGCAUAGUGACGAGACUCGACUGCUGAUGGGGAUCUCUCACGCUCUUUAUGAUGCAAUCAGUCUUCCACGGAUAGCAGAGUACAUCAGCUCACUAUACUAUGGUUAUCCAGUGCCUCCUGUGUCUGACUUCUCGCUCUUUGUUCGAGUCCCCGUUCCUCCCUCUGCGUUCAAUUACUGGCGUACGCUGCUACAGGGUUCCUCGAUCCCCGUCUCGGUGGUUGCUGACCAAAGCACAGUGCAGAAACCAGGGAGGCGCAGCGAACUACGCAAGAUUGUAGAAUUCUCACAUUCUUCGAAAGAGCUAACGGUCGCGACAAUCUUCACAGCAGCCUGGGGCUUCGCUCUAUCUCAGACAACUGGCAAAAAUGACAUCGUCUUCGGCCGCGCGGUAUCGGGACGCGCAAAUUCUUCACCCGAUAUAGAUAUCGAGAAUGUGAUUGGCCCCUGUCUGAACCUUGCUCCCGUUAGGGUGAUAAUCCCUUCGACAGGCCUGGGUGUAGCGCCCACGACAACAGAUACAAAAGCUAUCAUCCAUUCCCUUCAGUCUCAGUUCAACGACUCGCUUGAUCACGAAACAGUCGGGUUGUCUGAGAUUGUAAAGCAUUGUACAGACUGGCCUUCUGGGGUGAGAUCAUUCGGCGCAGUCAUCUACUUUCAAAAUAUAAGGGAGCAGUCACACAACACAAGUCACGACAUUCAUCUCCAGCCAGUUAUGUUAGAUCGACCAGAUCCCCCAGAGCCGGCGCGGCUCAAUGUCUUGCCCCUCGGAGGUGGCCUGUAUUCACUGGAACUUUUGGUUCCAGAGGCACAAGCGGCUGAAGCAGAGACCUGGUCUGAGCUACUAGAACGGAUGGUGAGAUGGCUGAACCAUGCUCAGGAAUCGUUGAACGAAACAAAGUAG
Messenger RNA from Penicillium canariense, 8754 nucleotides. RefSeq lists its product as uncharacterized. Gene Ontology annotation, molecular function: phosphopantetheine binding; catalytic activity. Gene Ontology annotation, biological process: secondary metabolite biosynthetic process; amino acid activation for nonribosomal peptide biosynthetic process. The transcript has 2 exons. Bases 1 to 8754 code for a protein of 2917 amino acids. The record is from RefSeq and is a predicted model, not a curated record. NCBI's taxonomy places the organism in Eukaryota, Fungi, Ascomycota, Eurotiomycetes, Eurotiales, Aspergillaceae. Gene Ontology annotation, cellular component: cytoplasm.